AUGCCUCGCCGUACAGCUAUCCCCAUCUCGCAAAAGAUUGCUCUACGCGCUCAACGACAACUCCAGCCAAAAGCUUCGAAUAUAGAGCUGGCUCGCUGGUUCAAAGAGACUUUUCAGCACCCAAUUGCUCUAUCUUCAGUUUCUGAAAUCCUUUCCUCACGAUACAAAUGCCUUGAUAAUCAUCUAUCUCUACACCAAACCAACUCCAAGCGUAUCCGAAUCGAAUUCUGGCCCGACCUAGAAAAGGCCUUAUUUCAGUGGGUACAACAAGCAGAAGGACAGAUCAUUAUCAGCCAGGAGGUUAUACGCGAGAAAGCGCGUUUCUUUUGGGCUAAAAUUCCCAGCUAUCAAGGGAAGGAUAUGCCUUCUUUUAGUAAUGGUUGGCUUGCUGGGUUCCAAUCUCGACGAUCAAUCAGAGCCUAUAAACAGCAUGGAGAGGAAGGCAGUGUCCCUGAGACUGCUUCUCAAGCAAUGAGACCUAUCCAACAGCUACUAUCGACGUUUCAGCCAAAUGAUAUCUACAACUGCGACGAGACGUCACUAUUUUGGAAGCAGGUCCCAGAUCGAAGCCUUUCAACACGCAGUAUACCGGGCAAGAAGAAGGAAAAAGCAAGAAUUUCAGUUUUAUUUUGCUGCAAUGCAGAUGGUUCUGAACGCCUGCCACCAUGCUUUAUUGGUACAGCUAAAAAGCCUCGUGCUUUUACAGCUGCGGGAAUCAAUAUUGAAAACUUUAAUUGCCAAUGGUAUUCCAACCGCAAAGCCUGGAUGUCAGGCCAGAUUUUUGAGGGAUGGCUCCGAUGGUUUGAUAAUACUAUGAGUGGACGAAAAGUGGUUCUUUUACUAGAUCAUAUUUCUGCUCAUAAAGCUGCUUUCGAACAAAUCGAUGAAGGCCCUUCUCCUUUGAAAAAUACCUUGGUUAUUUGGCUUCCGCCUAAUUCGACAAGCCAUUUUCAACCUCUUGAUCAGGGAAUUAUUCGAACUUGGAAGGCUUACUGGAAACGACGAUGGGUGCGUUUUAUCCUUGAAGAGUACGAAGAAGGACGAGACCCUUCAAGAUCAAUGCAUGUCCUACAUGCAGUUCGAUGGGGUAUUGAAGCUUGGGAAUUUGAUCUUUCAUCCAAAACAAUCCAGCGAUGCUUUAAUAAAGCUCUUCGUUCUGAGCAAAUACAGCUCUCUGAGAUCAAUCCGAUUAUCUCUGAUAUUACUAGGGAUUUUCAAGAGCUUCAGCAUUCAUCAAGGAUCAGAGAUCCUAUGGAUAUUGACGACUUCAUUAAUCCGAACGAUGAGGUUGUACAAGAUAAUAUCCAUGAGAUAGAUGAUCUAAUUCUUUCCCAAUUUCAACCUGAAAUUGAGCAAGAAGAGGAUGAAAUCAUUCAAGAACUACCCUCUAUCUCAAUCAAGGAAGCUAUUGAUGCAUUGGAAAGGCUUCGGUUGUACGAGGAGCAGCAACCUCGGGGUAGUUCUUCAUUUUUGCGAGAGCUUUAUAAACAUGAAAGAGUGGUGAAAGGGAGAAAAUUGGCAAACCAGGAGCAGAGGGAUAUUAGAAGUUAUUUUAAUGUCUGA
Molecule: messenger RNA, 1563 nt
Organism: Penicillium argentinense
Lineage: Eukaryota; Fungi; Ascomycota; Eurotiomycetes; Eurotiales; Aspergillaceae
Product: mariner-Tc1 transposon family protein
Exons: 1
Coding region: 1-1563 (520 amino acids)
Cellular component (GO): nucleus
Molecular function (GO): DNA binding
Source: RefSeq, a predicted model, not a curated record